AUACACACUUUGUGUUGAGUUAAGUUCGCUUUCAUGGCGAGCAGUGUAAAGGAAAAGGUUAAGGUGGCACCCCCACAAAAUAAAGAAACUAAAGCGAAUCCUGUCUCCCAUUCCUCUGCUAAGGACAACGCAAUGGUGGGUGUCCAGGAACAAGUUGGACCAAAGCAAAAUGACAGCCGUGAAUCCAAGAGCCAGAGCAGCAGCACAUCAUCCGUAAAACAAAACAGCACAGUAUCCAAUGGGAAAGCAGGCCGCAGCCAUAAAACUUUAAAUGGGAGUGCAAAUUUUGAACAGAGCUUGGUUCCAUGGAAUUCUCCCAGGAGCAAGGGGAAUUCUCCAAGAGGUAAAAUUGGAGCACAGCAUCACGGAUACGCUUUUGGCAGUAAAACUGGACCUUCAUCUUCGGAAACCAUCGAACUUCCAUUUCUGAAGGACAGUAUUUACACAGAUACUAUUUUGGUUGUGGAAGGAAAGAAAUUUUAUAUUCACCGAUCACUUCUUGGAUAUGCAUCGGAACAUUUUCAGAAGUUGUUUGCCGUUGCACAUGCAGCCAAUGCAGCAGGGGAUAAGAAAACAAAGCCUGAAGUACUAAUUAAAGAUAAGACUUACAAUGACUUUGUAGAACUUCUCGCAUUUUUUCAUCCUGGUGUCGUUCGAGAACUAACAGAUAAAACAGCAGUUCGAUUAUUACCAAUUGCACAUGAGUAUGAAAUGCGUCCUUUGAAAAGACGGUGUGAAAAUGUAUUAGUUAAUCAUCUCAAGAAAAAUGCUUCCCUCUUCAACUCUACUACAAAAGGUCCCCCAACACAGAGGUUCCGACGUGACAACGCGCCAGAAAUAUUGCUAAAAUGUACCAAGGCGGCCGAUAAAGGUCAUUCUAAGCCCGUCUUAGAUGAGUGUCUCAAAGUAUUUGCCAACCCCGAUAUUCCUCUGAAAGAUUUAAAAAAUAGCACCGAUAUUUCUGACCAAAUCAAGGCAAAGAUAUUUGAAACCCGCGUAUAUACAACAUCUACUAAACUCACAAAAGUGGUUGGAGCGUUAGAGAAAGAAAUGCAUGAGAACAAUCUCUUGAAGAAACAACUGAGCGAUCGAUACAGCGUUCAGAAACCCGGACUGCGCAUGUCCCUUAAUAAUUCUGUUGAAGAAGCACAUCCAAUUCCUUCGUCAGUUCCGGUGUUGCACGCGCAUCACUAUCACACUCACCACCGCCAUAAUAUAGCAAACGGAAAAGACUUACACAAACCUCCACCUUCUACCAGAAAGAACUCAAAGAAACAUUAACCAAAACACUAAAGUGGUGUACUACUACUAUAGAUUCAAGCCGAUUUCUGUGUUUAAAAAAAGUUUGACUGUUUGAUGUUGGUUGUAGGCUUGAAUACCUUAAAAAGCUGUAAAAUUUUAAAAGAUCUGUUCGCUUAAUUUGAAUUUAAUAUUAACAUUCAGU
This is a messenger RNA of Saccostrea cuccullata (small rock oyster), 1444 nucleotides long. RefSeq lists its product as uncharacterized. The coding region runs from base 34 to 1281 and encodes 415 amino acids. The transcript has 2 exons. The record is from RefSeq and is a predicted model, not a curated record. Gene Ontology annotation, molecular function: protein binding. Lineage: Eukaryota; Metazoa; Mollusca; Bivalvia; Ostreida; Ostreidae.